Cucumis sativus (cucumber) is the source of this 1460-nucleotide messenger RNA. RefSeq names its product probable phosphopantothenoylcysteine decarboxylase. The transcript is spliced from 2 exons. Gene Ontology annotation, molecular function: phosphopantothenoylcysteine decarboxylase activity; FMN binding. NCBI's taxonomy places the organism in Eukaryota, Viridiplantae, Streptophyta, Magnoliopsida, Cucurbitales, Cucurbitaceae. The coding region runs from base 574 to 1164 and encodes 196 amino acids. The record is from RefSeq and is a predicted model, not a curated record. Gene Ontology annotation, biological process: coenzyme A biosynthetic process. Gene Ontology annotation, cellular component: phosphopantothenoylcysteine decarboxylase complex.
UUUAAAUUCUAUGCAUUUUCAUUAACAAAGAAGCCAGCGACCAAUAAAUGACAUACAAUUUCAUGAUUUUGUAUUUUUAAACCACUAUUGACUUCUUUAUUGCAAGAAUCCACAAUUGUCGCAGUAAAAUUUUGAGUGUCAAAUUACUUUGAAAUUCUGGUUCUUGAAUUUGGAUUGGAGCCCAUUGAGCUGAAUUCCGAUGCUGAAUCAAGUUAAUGGGUUUUCUUUCCUGUUAUCUACUGUGUUUUUAACUGCUGAUUAAUGUUUAGAUGUCAAUGUGCAUUAUCGCUACAUGGAAGAAGUUGAUUUCAAGGUUGAACGAGGAAUCUGAAAUUUCAACCCUUGAACUUUAUGAUUUGUUUUGGAUGGAAAACAUUAACCUGAAUUUUGUUAUGAUGCAUGUUGGUACCAAACCAACCCAUUGAUGGAUGAAAAUCGAAAAACUAUUGUGGUUUCCUUAGUUUUUUCGUCAAUAUUCUGUUUAUAGUUUCAAAACAAAAGCCCACAAAUUCUUCUUGCUGCAGAAACAGAAUCCUGAAUUCAAGGAAGUCGGUUUCUACAGAAAGGGUGUCAAUGCAAGUCAGCAACAGGCAAAGAAAACCCCGCGUUCUUCUUGCUGCUUGUGGGAGUGUUGCGGCAUUGAAGUUUAGAACCAUAUGCCAAUGUUUUUCUGAAUGGGCCGACGUUCGAGCGGUUGCCACAAGAGCAGCGCUGUUCUUCAUCGAUCGACAAGCCCUCCCAAAGAACGUCUUUCUUUACAUCGACGACGAUGAUUGGUCCAGUUGGAAGAAAAUUGGUGACAAUGUCCUUCACAUUCAUCUUUGCAACUGGGCUGAUAUUAUGGUUAUCGCUCCACUCUCGGCAAACACACUUGGAAAGAUCGCGGGAGGAUUGUGUGAUAAUCUAUUAACUUGCAUAGUACGAGCAUGGGACUACACCAAGCCUAUAUUUGUUGCACCAGCCAUGAACGCCUUGAUGUGGAAUAAUUCUUUCACUGAAAGACAUCUUGUGCUUGUUGAUGAUCUUGGAAUUACGCUUAUACGACCAGUGGCAGAUGGAAUGGAACGAUGCAAUGGUGUCAUGGCCGAACCAAGCCACAUUUAUGCAACUGUGGUUCUCUUCAUGGAAUUACAACGUAAGAAAAACAAAACAGCCCACCAGUAACUGUAAAAUCGUGGAAGAUGGCCAUUUUUUCUUUAAGUUGAUUGGCAAAUGGGAUGAUUUGGGUUGCAUACAAAUUAGAAGCUGCAAUAAUAUAUCUGCCCCAUCCAUCUUGUCAAGCCUUUGUGAUUGUGUUCUUCUGGUCUGACUGAGAUUGGGAUGGGUAGGCUGUAAAUGAAUUUUGUUUCGUUCACUUUUUUUUUUGUUCUUCCCAAUUGUAUCAUCUCACUUGUGUAAUCUUACUUGACAUCAAACCAUAUUUUUACACUAAUAAAUAGCACUGCUCUCUAAUUUCUAUC